AUGCAGCAGAAAGCAAUAAGAUCCCUUGAGGAACAGGUGAAACUCAAUGAAGUCAGCUUUGGUAAAAAGCUACAGUAUUCAGAAGAGCAAGUAGACAAUUUUGAGCACAAAAGACUAUCCCUGACAGAGAGUAUAUCAAAGCUUGAAAGUCGCGUCAACAGCAUCCCCGACCUCCCAAGCGCAGGUAGCUCUCAAUCAGAACUGAGCCUAUCCAAGGGCUCCAUAACUAAACACGAGUCAGAAAUAAAGGCAAUCACAAAAACACAGAAAGAAUUUGAAGAGAGAUUUCAACUUGGCCUAAACAGAUUGGACCAUUCAUAUCAGCAGAUGAUGUGCCAGCAAGAAAAAUUUGAUGGAAGAAUGAUAAGUUUUGAGAAUAGAGAAAACAACUGUACUUUGUCGAGCCCGAAUUCAACUGGAUCAAGUCUGGUUUGGUCUGAUGCGAACUCUAAUGAAGUUGUAAAUGAGUCUGAGCCAUGUUCAAUAACCACAAUUAAUGUGAGCUCCUCAUCAGCCAGGCUCAUCACACCUCCUCUUACAAGAAGCCCCACGGAAUUGAUUCCAAACAAAUCGGCUGUGGAUUCUAUGGAAGUCGAUGAUCAAUCUGACUCCAGUUCACGGACGCAACGACCGCUUUUCCAAGCACAGGACCGCGAAGGGUCUCAAUCUUCCAUGAUUGCUAGUAGUUCAUCUUGGGUAAAUCAGACAGCAAACAUGGACAGGAGACGUGCAACACCAAAUCGGCAACAUACAAAUGCAUUCUCUGAACCAAGGAUUUCAAACUCCCAUCCUUCAUUGACAUCCAUCAAUAGAUCUACACCUGCUGAUAUUCCUGUCACCCCGGUUCAACAAACGAGUCACAUCAACCCAAGUUCCAAACCAAAGUUAUGGGUGCGACCUUCCAAAAGCUCACAAAAUAAGCUCACAGCAACUUUAAGGAAACAAAGGGACACAAUGACCCCAGAGAACAAGGAUGAUGAUCAAAAUUCAUCUAAAGCUAUCCAGCAGCAUUUUCGAUACCUUGCGGGAGUUAACCGGGAAAAAAAAUCCUUCCCCAGAUCUCCGACUCGUGAAGAUUUGGAGAAUUUACCAGAACUUCCUGAUGGAACCGCACCCCUUGGUCUAUCAGCUCCAUACAUCCUCAGAGCUAAUCAGCUCUCACAAGAAUGGGCUGAUGAUGACGAGAUGGGCGAGGGCUUUCGAAAUCGCUGCGAGCAAAGACUUAGACAAUACGGAAUCCCUUACGUUGGUUUGAGCUCUGCACGAAAUGACACAAAAGCCGAAGAAUGGAACCGAAGGACCUUGGAGUUUUGCUUAGACAUGUUUAACUGUGCAAUGGAUGGUAUGGAGUAUGAGGACUUAUUCCGAUUGGAUCGUGCAGAGCUUGAUGUUGACAGAAUCAGGGUGCUAAUGGUGACUCAUUUGAAGUAUCGGAUCAACAACAAACGUAUUUUUUUGAAAGAUAACAGUAAUCUAGAAAAACACAUGAAGGAAGACCGCCGAGCCAAGCGAGCCAAUAAUCUCGCAGAGAGACGUCAUGAAACUUGUCUGAAGUACGAGGAUCUGAAUGUUUACCAGGAUCUUUUCCUGGAUCGCCGGUACUGUUCGUCUGACGAAUCUGAUGACGAAGUUGUGGAAGAGGAUCGGGUGCGAGAUAUUCCGCUAUGGCGGAGCCGACUAGGAACUGGCUUAGUUGAGUACAUCGACAACGCUUAUCGUCAAUUGAGACAAGAAGAAAUUCCUAGACGCCCUGGAAGAAAACCAGGGAAGCGCAAUACAUCUCAAACCGCGCCGGUUGUAGGCUCCUCGAAAUGGCCACUAGGUCUUCCUAGUGAUUGCUAUGAUUCCAGAUGGGUUGCAAGCCUCAACACUAAAGAACGCAAGGCCCUCAAAAUGAAGCCGGCAGCGUUGCAGGGUGUGUCUGGACUACUAGAUUGA
Messenger RNA from Melampsora larici-populina 98AG31, 1938 nucleotides. RefSeq lists its product as uncharacterized. Lineage: Eukaryota; Fungi; Basidiomycota; Pucciniomycetes; Pucciniales; Melampsoraceae. Bases 1 to 1938 code for a protein of 645 amino acids. The record is from RefSeq and is a predicted model, not a curated record. The transcript is spliced from 8 exons.